This is a messenger RNA of Anopheles gambiae (African malaria mosquito), 4045 nucleotides long. RefSeq lists its product as uncharacterized. The transcript is spliced from 8 exons. The record is from RefSeq and is a predicted model, not a curated record. NCBI's taxonomy places the organism in Eukaryota, Metazoa, Arthropoda, Insecta, Diptera, Culicidae. Gene Ontology annotation, biological process: carbohydrate metabolic process. Gene Ontology annotation, molecular function: isomerase activity; carbohydrate binding. Bases 613 to 1503 code for a protein of 296 amino acids.
GAGACAUAGCGAGAUAUAGGCGAGCUGUUGGCGCUUCCCAUUGCGAGCAAACCAUUCAUUUCAAACGGUUUCGUGUUCCGGUGCGGACGUACCUUCUCCGUGUGUGAGCUGCUCCGCGUGUUCAGUUGAGCUGGCGCGUAUCGUGCGUGCCACUGGAUAAAGUGUCAUCGAUUGUGUGGGUGUUUGUGUGUGUGUGUUUAAAAAUAAAAAGCUUCCAACGGGAGCGAAGCAGGGGAAGAGCGGUUGAGAAAAAAAGUGAAAGUGCAAGCCGGUUUUAAGCUUGGGGAAAAAUCCUUCCAGGAAAUUCAGUGCCAGCGCGCGCGUGGUCUCCUGUUCGAAUUUUACAUCCGUCCAUUUCGUACACUUUGUGGCUCUGUGUGUCUGUGUGUGUGUGUCUUUUGUUUUUCUUCCGGUUCCGGCCAAUCGAACGUGCGGGGGUUUUGGUAGCAGGUAGUGGUGGUGGUGGUGGUUGUACCACUAACUCCGGGCGUAGAGCGUGUUGGGUAGGGCGGCACUGGGCGCACCCGCGGCCCAGCAGAUUUCCCCUACAAAACCCGGUCCUAUCCGGGGGGUCAUUUUCCACGUGGCGAUCGUCGACGCAAAGCAGCUUAUAUGUGUGACCAGGGCAAGCGAAAGAAAAAGGAAAAAUUCCAGUACAACAAAUCGAUCAUGGCCGCCACGAGCGUGGUGGUCCUCGAUCGGGGCAACAACACGACCUGCACGGUGAACCUACACGGUGCAACCGUGGUGUCCUGGCGAGUAAAUAAUCAAGAACAGUUGUUUGUAAGUAAACUAGCAGUUUUUGAUGGGAAGAAGGCAAUCCGUGGUGGCAUACCGUUCGUUUUUCCACAAUUCGGUCCCUGGAACUUUGGCCCACAGCAUGGCUUCGGCCGGGUGGUCCGGUGGACGCUCGAGCGUGCCCCGGAACGAUUGCCCAGCGGUGACGUGGAAGCCGUCUUCAGCCUAAUGGACAACGAAAUUACACGCUCGAUGUGGAACUAUCCAUUUCGCAUAACGUACCGGUUGAUCCUACGCGAGAAGGAGCUCCACUUCCACAUCGGCGUGUACAACCCGAGCAAAGACAUGACCUUCUCCUUCAAUCUGCUGCUGCACACCUACCUGAAGGUGCCGGACGUGCGCCGAUGCCAGAUUACGGGACUGCACGGUUGCACCUUUGUCGAUAAGACACGAGACGGAGCCAUCUACCAGGAGGGCCGGGAUGCGGUCACCAUCAACGAGUGGACGGACCGGGUCUACCAGCACACGCCCCAGGAGCACGUCAUCACGAACGUGGUGUCCGGGCGGAAGAUGCGCCUGCAGAAGUACAACUUCCCCGACACGGUCGUGUGGAACCCGUGGAUGGAGAAGGCGCGCGAGUGCCAGGACUUUGGUGACGACGAGUACCCGAACAUGAUCUGCGUCGAGGCGGGCCACGUCUCGACACCGGUCAUCCUGCUGCCCGGCACCGCGUUUGAGGCGUCACAGAUACUUCAGGUUAUGUGAGUAGAAACCCCGGGAGGUACUGUGACCCGCAGUAAAGGUUCCUCCCGAGCAAAAUCCAAAAAGAAUCAGCAACAACAGCAACAACAGCAGCAGCAGCAACAGCAGCAACCACAGCAACAAACAUCUAAUCAAACACAGCAACAAAAUAAUCAACAACAGCAGCAGCAGCAGCAGCAGCAGCAACAGGCACAGCAACAGGCACAGCAGCAAGCCCAACAGCAUGCUCAACAGCAGGCCCAACAGCAGCAGCAGCAGCAACUUCAGCAACAGCAGCAGCAGCUGGCGACGAACGCGGCCGCACUGUGGCAGGUGCCGGCGGCGGCCGCCGCUGCCGCAGCCUGCUGGAACGCCAACUACGCCAACUUCCAGACGGCGGGCGUGCUGGCGUUCAAGAUGCCACCGUCCUGUGGUGGGCUGUGCGGUCCACAGACCAACUGUGAGCUGUGCUCGCUGAACUCAAACUAAACACUCCGAUCAGUUCCGUUAAUGCUGUUGUUUGUCGCACCGAGAAGAUGGUUGUGCUUCUUUUGAACUCCGCAAAUCACGAAUAUUUGCGUACGGCCAUCGAACACGGUUGGUUAGAAGUCUCUCGGCGGGCGAAACUGCCGCGGAGACGUUUGGUCUUACCAUCAUUUGCCGAAAAACUUCCACCCGUUUGGUUCUUUCCAUCGCAGUAGGCGGCGGUGAAUCAAUUUUUUGGGGAUUGAAUGAAGCUAACCAACCUUUUGUUCGUGGCCGAGGAUUUUGCUCAAGAAAGUGUCAAAGGGUUUUUUUUAAUAUUUUUUUUUACUAUUUUAUAUUUUAAGUUAAGUUUUACCUUUCCAUACGCAUUACACCUUGCUGUUCAGAACGUCCAGGUGAAAGGUGAAAAGUGUGUGUUUUAACUGUAUAAUCAUCGGUCCUCUCUCGCUCUGAAGGACAGAGAGGAAUAGCGAGAGAGAGAGUGAGUGGGAUGGCAUGUUUGUUUUCUCUUCUUUCAACGGAAAAAAAACUCUUUUAACCAAUCUAGUAGUAAGAGCUAUGAGAAAAUGGAAAUCAAAAACGUUAGCAAUUAAUUCGAGCGAUCGUAGAUAGCGAUGGCAGUGGCAGCUUGUUUCCGUCCCGAAGCAAGGGCAUGGCGUAGAAGCAGCAGAGGGGCGCUUUUGCAGCAGCAAGAAACUACUUAGUGUUAAAUAGGAAUUGAUAACUAAAAACAAACGGGAAAAAAGGUCCGACCCGUCGCUGGGCUAGUAAUAGGAAGAAAGUAAUGGAAAAAAUGGAAGACAAAAUUUCAAAUCGCCAAAACUGUUUCAAACGUGUAGCAGCAGCAGCAGCAGCAGCUGCUGCUGCCUUGAAAUGGAGUUCAAGCUAAAGAGGAAAGUACACGUUGUAUGUACGUCAUGUAAGUAAAUUGGGGCUAGCGAAGUGUUUGUAGUUAGGUUUAGCAAUCGAUCGUUCGCUUUUUUGUUUGCUUUCCUUUGAAUAGCAGUCUUGAAAAGCAUUUCGUUUUUUGUUAGGAUUCAAAAUAUUUCACUGUCGGUUAAGUUUUUAUGUUCACCACUGCACAGAACUGCACUGGUCCCUGGUAUGUUCCAUAAAUAAUGAUACGCCUUGAUUGUAAACGUGUUACCAAAUGGGUGUCGUCCGCCGGUGUAGUGAAGGCACUUAACUUUUCUGUUGCCACUUUGAUUUUAAGGGACAGUUUUUAACACUGUUUUUGGUGGUGUAAGCGACGACAUAGUAGGGGUGCGAACAGGGAAGACGGAUAGUAUAUAUCGCUAAGCGAAACCCAACUGCUUCUGUUCCGUCUACCAGUGGUCAAUUUUGUAAGAGAAAUGGAAUGGCAGGAAGGUGGACGAACGAUCGCACAAUACCGAUAGAGAGGGCGCAUAUACGGUGUGAUAAAUUGUUAAUAUAGAGUGAAAUACAACGGGCGGGAUAAGCAAACAUAAAAAAAUCCGCAUCAUGUUCACACUUUUACGGCCUUUAGUUGGUAGAUUGCUUUUUGUUAAAGCGAAAAGAAAAACUGUUACACAACGAAGCAAAAGAUUCCAAAAUUUUAGAGUUGUUUCUUUUUUGGUUAGCUACAUGUACUUUUAGUUUGUCAGAUUUCAGCAUUUAAAGGGUAGGGGGGAAUAUAGGAGCAGCUACCAACUAUUCAAACAAUGUAAUGUAUACGAAAGGGCAACAGACAAUGAAAACAAAAACAAACUCCUGUACAUACGUGUCACGUGCAGUUAUGAAACAAUCCUACCCUAUUCGCUCCGAUAAAAAAAAACUUCUGAUUUGAUUUUUUUUUUAUCUUUUUUAAAUACAUUGCUCUAAACUAAGCAAACGCAGAUCAAUUACGUUUGUUGCCAACCGGUUCUAACUGCUAAUAGUAAAAGUUUUUCUAAAUAUUUUGCAACUUAUCUACGGAGCAUUGUGUUAUCGUGCUAAUUUGUCCUCUUUUUUACCAUCGUGUUAGGAAAUAGUGUUUUUUUACGUUUCGGAAAUGCAUGUCAACACGUUGCGGUAACGUUAAAUUGUGUUUUAAUAAAAAUAUCAUGGGGAGAUACUUGAA